Porites lobata is the source of this 4115-nucleotide messenger RNA. The record is from the annotation of a GenBank genome assembly. NCBI's taxonomy places the organism in Eukaryota, Metazoa, Cnidaria, Anthozoa, Scleractinia, Poritidae.
AUGGCUAAGAAAGAAAAAACAGAGGCCACCUGUAAUCUUGGAAACACCUACAAGAUUGCCGAUGAGGUUGGGGAGACGACAGAGGAAAAAAAAGGGAACAGUAAUAUUGGCGAGGCCUAUGUCAACUUUAAAGAUUUCCAGAACUCCAUAAACUACCUUAAAAAGAGCCUCAAAUUUUUCAGACAAGUGGGCGACAGGGCAGGAGAAGGAAAAGCGUACUGUAAUCUUGGAAACGCCUAUUACGGUCUAGGAAAUUUCCAGAAAACCAUCGAGUACCAUGAACAACACCUAAAAAUUUCCAAAGAAUUGGGAGAUAGGGCAGGAGAAGGAAAAGCGUACAGUAAUCUUGGCAACGCCUAUGACAGUCUUGGAGAUUUCCAGAAAGCCAUAGAGUACCAUGAACGAGACCUCAAAAUUUCCAAAGAAGUGGGAGACAGGGCAGGAGAAGGAAGGGCGUACUGUAAUCUUGGCAACGCCUAUUACAGUCUUGGAGAUUUCCAAAAAGCCAUAGAGUACCAUGAACGAGACCUCCAAAUUUCCAAAGAAUUGGGAGACAGGGCAGGAGAAGGAAAACGUACUGUAAUCUUGGCAACGCCUAUUACAGCCUUGGAGAUUUCCAGAAAGCCAUGGAGUACCAUGAACGACACCUCAAAAUUUCCAAAGAAGUGGGAGACAGGGCAGGAGAAGGAAGGGCGUACUGUAAUCUUGGCAACGCCUAUGACAGUCUUGGAGAUUUCCAGAAAGCCAUAGAGUACCAUGAACGAGACCUCAAAAUUUCCAAAGAAGUGGGAGACAGGGCAGGAGAAGGAAGGGCGUACUGUAAUCUUGGCAACGCCUAUGACAGUAUUGGAGAUUUCCAGAAAGCCAUAGAGUACCAUGAACGACACCUUAAAAUUUCCAAAGAAGCGGGAGACAGGGCAGGAGAAGGAAGAGGGUACUGUAAUCUUGGCAACGCCUAUCACAGUCUUGGAGAUUUCCAGAAAGCCAUAGAGUACCAUGAACGAGACCUCAAAAUUUCCAAAGAAGUGGGAGACAGGGCAGGAGAAGGAAAAGCGUACUGUAAUCUUGGCAACGCCUAUGACAGUCUUGGAGAUUUCCAGAAAGCCAUAGAGUACCAUGAACGACACCUCAAAAUUUCCAAAGAAGUGGGAGACAGGGCAGGAGAAGGAAAUGCGUACUGUAAUCUUGGCAACGCCUAUGACAGUCUUGGAGAUUUCCAGAAAGCCAUAGAGUACCAUGAACGAGACCUCAAAAUUUCGAAAGAAGUGGGAGACAGGGCAGGAGAAGGAAAAGCGUACGGUAAUCUUGGCAACGCCUAUUACAGUCUUGGAGAUUUCCAGAAAGCCAUAGAGUACCAUGAACGAGACCUCAAAAUUUCCAAAGAAGUGGGAGACAGGGCAGGAGAAGGAAAAGCGUACUGUAAUCUUGGCAACGCCUAUGACAGUCUUGGAGAUUUCCAGAAAGCCAUAGAGUACCAUGAACGAGACCUCAAAAUUUCCAAAGAAGUGGGAGACAGGGCAGGAGAAGGAAAAGCGUACUGUAAUCUUGGCAACGCCUAUGACAGUCUUGGAGAUUUCCAGAAAGCCAUAGAGUACCAUGGACGAGGACCUCAAAAUUUCCAAAGAAGUGGGAGACAGGGCAGGGAAGGAAAAGCGUACUGUAAUCUUGGCAUUUUUUUUAAAAAGUCUUGGAGAUUUCCAGAAAGCCAUAGAGUACCAUGAACGACACCUCAAAAUUUCCAAAGAAGUGGGAGACAGGGCAGGAGAAGGAAGAGCGUACGGUAAUCUUGGCAACGCCUAUGACAGUCUUGGAGAUUUCCAGAAAGCCAUAGAGUACCAUGAACGAAACCUCAAAAUUUCCAAAGAAGUGAGAGACAGGGCAGGAGAAGGAAAAGCGUACUGUAAUCUUGGCAACGCCUAUCGCAGUCUUGGAGGUUUCCAGAAAGCUAUAGAAUACCAUGGACGACAUCUCAAAAUUUCCAAAGAAGUGGGAGACAGGGCAGGGAAGGAAAAGCGUACUGUAAUCUUGGCAACGCCUAUGACAGUCUUGGAGAUUUCAGAAAGCCAUAGAGUGCCAUGAACGAGGCCUCAAAAUUUCCAAAGAAGUGGGAGACAGGGCAGGAGAAGGAAGAGCGUACUGUAACCUUGGCAACGCCUAUCACAGUCUUGGAGAUUUUCAGAAAGCCAUAAAGUACACUGAACGACACCUCAAAUUUUUCAAAGAAGUGGGAGACAGGGCAGGAGAAGGAAAAGCGUGCGGUAAUCUUGGCAACGCCUAUGAAAGUCUUGGAGAUUUCAGAAAGCCAUAGAGUACCAUGAACGAGACCUCAAAAUUUCCAAAGAAGUGGAAGACAGGGCAGGAGAAGGAAAAGCGUACUGUAAUCUUGGCAACGCCUAUCGCAGUCUUGGAGAUUUCCAGAAAGCCAUAGAGUACCAUGAACGACAUCUCAAAAUUUCCAAAGAAGUGGGAGACAGGGCAGGAGAAGGAAAAGCGUACAGGAAUCUUGGCAACGCCUAUGACAGUCUUGGAGAUUUCAGAAAGCCAUAGAGUACCAUGAACGACAUCUCAAAAUUUCCAAAGAAGUGGAGACAGGGCAGGAGAAGGAAAAGCGUACAGGAAUCUUGGCAGUACCAUAUGACAGUCUUGGAGUGGGAGACAGGGCAGGAGGAGGAAAAGCGUACUGUAAGACAGCCAUUUACUGUUAUAAAAACAGUGUCAUUGCCUACGACUAUAUCAGGGGAAAUCUCAUAUCUAAUGACGAAUGGAAGAUUAGUCUUCGGAGUACGUAUGAUAAUGUUAAUUUGAGGCUCUGGGGGCUACAGUUUUAGCAAGGUAAAGUCGUUGAGGCACUUUUAACUGCUGAUCAUGGACGCGCCCAAGCCUUAAAUGAUCUUCUGGAGUUUAAGUAUGGCUUUAAAGGGUUGUUUCGAGAAAUAGGAACAUUCUCAGGAACAAAACCUGACAUUCUUAAUUGCCUACCAUCAAAUACAGCUUUUAUAGGUAUUAACGAGGAAGGAAUAGUUCUCUGGGUAAACGAGAAAGGAAACGAAAUCAAAACUAGAAAAACUCAGAUCGAUAUCUCCGUCAAAACCUAUUUACAGUCGCUACUGGAGACUGCACUUGAAAAAAUGGGUGUGAGAACUGAUGUCAACUGUGAAGAUCGUUCAUUAAGGAACCCAAGCGAUAACAAGUUAGCAGAAAAAAGAUCCUGUCAGCCAAGGUCUCAUUCCUCAUCUUUUGAGCCAAAGUCAUUACAAACAUUUUACAAAGUUGUUAUGGACCCUAUAAGAGAGUUACUCCAAGGCGAUGAGGUUGUGGUUGUUCCACAAGGACCUCUUUGUUUGGCCCCCUAUGCGGCUUUCGUUGACUUGAAAUCUAAGUACCUCUGCGAAACUUUUAGAAUUCGCCUUCUUCCCUCACUUUCUAGUCUGCGAUUAAUCCAAAAUUGUCCAGCAGAUUGGCACAGCAACACUGGCGCUCUUCUCGUCGGCGAUCCGUGGGUACAGGAGGUAAUUUAUGAAGGAAUGAGGCUAGAGCAGUUAGCGUGGGCGGAAAAGGAAGUGAAGAUGAUUGGGGAAAUACUUCAAACUGAACCUCUCGUUGGAAAGCAUGCAACAAAAGAUAAAGUGUUAACACGUAUCUCCUCGGUUGCUCUGGUGCACAUUGCUGCUCACGGUAAAAUGGAAACAGGAGAAAUCGCCUUGGCCCCAAACACAACACGUUCAUCCGUGAAUCCAGCCAGGGAGGACUAUCUGUUAACGAUGAAAGAUGUUUUAAAGGCGCAGAUUAGGGCAAGACUUGUUGUACUCAGUUGUUGUCAUAGUGCCCGGGGAGAAGUCAAAUCUGAGGGUGUGGUCGGUAUUGCACGGGCAUUUUUAGGUGCUGGUGCUCGCUCUGUUCUGGUGUCGUUGUGGGCGAUCGACGACGAAGCUACUAUGGAGUUCAUGAAAGUUUUCUACCAACAACUAGUCCAUGGACGAAGUGCCAGUGAGUCUCUGAAUAAAGCCAUGAAAUCCAUGAGAGAAUCUGACCGCUUUAACGCAGUGAAGUACUGGGCGCCGUUUGUUCUCAUUGGUGACGACGUAACGCUCGAGUUUAAGGGCAUCAAUAAAUAG